AGCUGGCGACCAAGGUGAACCCAGAACGGUUCCCACCUUAAAAUCGGCCCUGCUCGUGACGUCAGGUCGGAAAUAUACCAAAGCGAGAGCCGGCCAGGAGUCCAGGGAGCGCGGCGGCGCGACGAUUGGGCGGCGGGCCGCUGACGCGCGCUGACGCGCGGAGACUUUAGGUGCAUGUUGGCAGCGGCAGCGCGAGCCACAUAAACAAAGGCACAUUGGCGGCCAGGGCCAGUCCGCCCGGCGGCUCGCGCUCGGCUCCGCGGUCCUGCUCCCCUGCACAGCCGGCCGCCUCCUCCUGCUCUCUCCCCGCUCCUGGCGACUUGGUUACCAUCGCCCCUCUCGCCCACCCCUCUCAGACCCUGCUACCAGGACUCCCAGAGGAAACUACACUUCGGCUGAGUUGAAUGAAUGAAGAGAGACGCGGAGAACUCCUGAGGAGGAGAUCCGACAGGCUGGACUCCCCAUUGCUUUUCUAAAAAUCUUGGAACUUUGUCCUUCGUUGAAUUACGACACUGUCCACCUUUAAUUUCCUCGAAAACGCCUGUAAUUCGGCUGAAGCCAUGCCUUGUGUUCAGGCGCAGUAUGGGUCCUCGCCUCAAGGAGCCAGCCCCGCUUCUCAGAGCUACAGUUACCACUCUUCGGGAGAAUACAGCUCCGAUUUCUUAACUCCAGAGUUUGUCAAGUUUAGCAUGGACCUCACCAACACUGAAAUCACUGCCACCACUUCUCUCCCCAGCUUCAGUACCUUUAUGGACAACUACAGCACAGGCUACGACGUCAAGCCACCUUGCUUGUACCAAAUGCCCCUGUCCGGACAGCAGUCCUCCAUUAAGGUAGAAGACAUUCAGAUGCACAACUACCAGCAGCACAGCCACCUGCCCCCCCAGUCCGAGGAGAUGAUGCCGCAUUCCGGGUCGGUUUACUACAAGCCCUCCUCGCCCCCGACGCCCACCACCCCGGGCUUCCAAGUGCAGCACAGCCCCAUGUGGGACGACCCAGGCUCUCUCCACAACUUCCAUCAGAACUACGUGGCCACCACGCACAUGAUCGAGCAGAGGAAAACGCCCGUCUCCCGCCUCUCCCUCUUCUCAUUUAAGCAAUCGCCUCCCGGCACCCCCGUGUCUAGCUGCCAGAUGCGCUUCGACGGGCCCCUGCACGUCCCCAUGAACCCGGAGCAGGCAGGCAGCCACCACGUGGUGGACGGGCAGACCUUCGCUGUGCCCAACCCCAUCCGAAAGCCUGCGUCCAUGGGCUUCCCAGGCCUGCAGAUCGGCCACGCGUCGCAGCUGCUGGACACGCAGGUGCCCUCGCCACCGUCGCGGGGCUCGCCCUCCAACGAGGGAUUGUGCGCCGUGUGUGGCGACAACGCGGCCUGCCAACACUAUGGCGUGCGCACCUGUGAGGGCUGCAAAGGUUUCUUUAAGCGCACGGUACAAAAAAACGCAAAAUACGUGUGUUUAGCAAAUAAAAACUGCCCAGUGGACAAGCGGCGCCGGAAUCGCUGUCAGUAUUGCCGAUUUCAGAAGUGCCUGGCUGUUGGGAUGGUCAAAGAAGUGGUUCGCACGGACAGUUUAAAAGGCCGGAGAGGUCGUUUGCCCUCGAAACCGAAGAGCCCACAGGAGCCCUCUCCCCCCUCGCCCCCGGUGAGUCUGAUCAGUGCCCUUGUCAGGGCCCAUGUCGACUCCAACCCGGCUAUGACCAGCCUGGACUAUUCCAGGUUCCAGGCGAACCCUGACUAUCAGAUGAGUGGAGAUGACACCCAGCAUAUCCAGCAGUUCUAUGAUCUCCUGACUGGCUCCAUGGAGAUCAUCAGGGGCUGGGCUGAGAAGAUCCCAGGCUUCGCUGACCUGCCCAAAGCCGACCAAGACCUGCUUUUUGAAUCAGCUUUCUUAGAACUGUUUGUGCUUCGAUUAGCGUACAGGUCCAACCCAGUGGAGGGUAAACUCAUCUUUUGCAAUGGGGUGGUCUUGCACAGGUUGCAAUGCGUUCGUGGCUUUGGGGAAUGGAUUGAUUCCAUUGUUGAAUUCUCCUCCAACUUGCAGAAUAUGAACAUCGACAUUUCUGCCUUCUCCUGCAUUGCUGCCCUGGCUAUGGUCACAGAGAGACACGGGCUCAAGGAACCCAAGAGAGUGGAAGAACUGCAAAACAAGAUUGUAAAUUGUCUCAAAGACCAUGUGACUUUCAAUAAUGGGGGGUUGAACCGCCCCAACUAUUUGUCCAAACUAUUGGGGAAGCUCCCAGAACUCCGUACUCUUUGCACACAGGGGCUACAGCGCAUUUUCUACCUGAAACUAGAAGACUUGGUACCACCGCCAGCAAUAAUUGACAAACUUUUCCUGGACACUUUACCUUUCUAAGACCUUCUCCCAUGCACUUCAAAGGAACUGGAAAGAAACCUAAAACUAUCUAGAGGGGGGAAGUCAUAAGGCAGAGAUAUCCCCAUGAGCUGCCUCAGCUCUAGCCGGCCCCCACUCCCUCCACAAAAUCCCAGUCCCUUAAUCCCUAAAGAAACAAAACAAAACAACAAAAACUGUUGCUAUUUCCUAACCUGCAGGCAGAACCUAAAAGGGCAUUUUGGCUCCGGGGCAUCCUGGAUUUAGAACAUGGACUACAUACAAUACAGUGGUAUAAACUUUUUAUUAUCAGUUUAAAAAUCAGUUUAUUGUUCAGAAGAAAGAUUCCUAAUGUAUGAUGGGGGAAAUGAUGUUUGGCCAUGUUUGGUUGUUGCAGUUAAGACAAAUGUAAUACAUACACACACACACACACACAC
Messenger RNA from Enhydra lutris kenyoni (northern sea otter), 2770 nucleotides. RefSeq names its product nuclear receptor subfamily 4 group A member 2. Bases 561 to 2357 code for a protein of 598 amino acids. Gene Ontology annotation, molecular function: nuclear glucocorticoid receptor binding; RNA polymerase II cis-regulatory region sequence-specific DNA binding; zinc ion binding. NCBI's taxonomy places the organism in Eukaryota, Metazoa, Chordata, Mammalia, Carnivora, Mustelidae. The record is from RefSeq and is a predicted model, not a curated record. Gene Ontology annotation, cellular component: nucleus; transcription regulator complex. Gene Ontology annotation, biological process: dopaminergic neuron differentiation; central nervous system neuron differentiation; regulation of transcription by RNA polymerase II. The transcript is spliced from 8 exons.